Molecule: messenger RNA, 1450 nt
Organism: Astrephomene gubernaculifera
Lineage: Eukaryota; Viridiplantae; Chlorophyta; Chlorophyceae; Chlamydomonadales; Astrephomenaceae
Source: the annotation of a GenBank genome assembly
GUAACAUUACUCGAGCUGAUCUUAACCUCCAUGUAACCUUAACCGUCGCGGAAGCUCCCAGUCCCAGCACGUCGCUUUGCAGCUCGGUUAAGCAUUGUAGCUGAAGCCCCUCAUAUUAUGUGUGACUUAUAUUAGCUCUGCCUUGUUGCUGAGGCAGCUGAUACAAAAAGGUAAUUUACCUGCAACUUUGGCGGGCUUACUCGAGCAGCGCAUAUCCCUACGGUAUACAGGCCCUUGGAGAUAGUAUCUAACGUGCACGUAUCUCAGGCUACGUGCCGUCUGCACGAACACGGCACGCCCAUCCGCGGCCAGGCUGGCUGGUCGGUCUACCAGAGCCUUCCGCCUGCAAUCUGGGCUUUGGCGCCAGCCCAAGACAUGAGCCCAACGCCUCACUUCCGCAGACCCUCGCUUAGUGCAGCUGGUGACGACGCACCUAUAAGUUCUCGCAGCUAAUUACACCACACACACCAGCCAACCACCCGGUUCGGUACGGCCUUCUACACCUGUCGUACACCCUCCAUCUGUGCCUCAAGAAAGAGGCAGGGACAGAACUGCUUAUAACAAGACGUCUGCGCACGUGUGUGUGCGUGUGCGUGCGAUCUCCACAUUAACACUUGAGGGAGGCGCGUACGUGCGUGUGCACUCUCCACGUCCGCCUGCCGUACAGCGUGUACGGCAGGCCCUAGAUGGGCAACAUCGAUGACCUGUAUGACCGUGACAAGAAGACGCUGCUGGGAACCGGCACGUACGCCACCGUCUACAGUGCUGUCUGCAAGCGCACCGGCGAGCGAGUGGCGCUGAAGAAGCUCCGCAAUGUGAGCACAACGACAGCAGCGGCGGCGCCCGCGAUGGGAGGGGCCAGGGAUGGCAUCAUGGCGACACCCAUGAUGAAGACGCCCUUCGGCUGCUACAACCCUGGUGGCGGCGGUGGUGGCGGUGCUGGCGGCGGCGGCAUUGCCGGGAAGCCGCUGAUGCCCGCUGGAGCAGCGGGAGCAGUGGCGGCAGGCGGUGCUGCGGGUAGCGCUGGAGGAGGAGGAGGAGGGGGCUGCGGUGCGGACGAUCGCGGCGGCGUGUCGCAGGCGGCGCUGCGCGAGAUCAAAGUCUUGCGGGAGUUGCGGCACCCGCACAUCAUCCGUCUGCGGGAAACCCUGCACCAUAAGAAGACGCUGGUGCUGGCAUUCGACUACGCGGCCGGGGGCGAUCUGGAGCUGCUGUUGUACGGCAGUAGCAACGGCAGCGGUGGUGGCGGUGGCGGCGCCAGCAGCGGCAGUGGCAGCGGAGGUGUGCCCGGCGCGCCCCCUCCGCUGGAUCCGGCGGUCGUCAAGGCGCAUUUGAAAGCCCUGCUUGAAGCUCUGGCGUACUGUCACGAACAGGGAGUGCUCCACCGCGACGUCAAGCCCAACAACUUGCUGCUGGACGGCGCAGGGCGGCUGCUGCUGGCGGACUUUGG